AGACGAGUCACCGAGGAGCAGGCAUGCGUGCAGCAGCAGCAGCAGCAGCAGCAGCAGCAGCAGGAGAGCGGCGGUACUGCAUGUUCCAAGUCACCAACCAGACUUCUCUCGUCAUCGCCGCUUCUUCCAUCAGCAAGCAUCAUUGACGGAUUCUCAGGCAAAUUUGCAACACCCACUACCAUCUCUGAGCAGGCAUCACGCGAGGAGCGAAAAGCCAUUGACGCCUCUCACGUCGUCACUCCACAUCCUCCCCGUAGCUUGAUCACCCUGAAAGACCUGCCUUGGGUCAGAUCAGCACUAGCACCAUGACCGACGCCAUCAAGGCGACGUUUACCGCCAAAGCAGCCAAGAACGAAGCAGUUUUCGUCUCGUUUGUCACUGCGGGUUUUCCAGCCAAGCAAGACACUGUGGAUGUUCUGCUCGGUCUGGAAGCUGGUGGGGCGGACAUCAUCGAGCUCGGAGUCCCCUUCUCCGAUCCUCAAGCAGAUGGCCCUGCCAUUCAACGCAGCAACGAGGUCGCCCUCGAGCAAGGCGUGGACUACAAGACUUGCUUGUCUUAUGUGGAACAAGCUCGUUCUAGAGGCCUUAAAGCGCCAGUCUUACUGAUGGGAUACUACAACCCGCUCUUGGCACAUGGAGAAGAAAAGGCGGUUCAAGAUGCGAAAGUGGCAGGCGCGAAUGGUUUCAUCGUGGUCGAUCUGCCUCCCGAAGAGGCGGAGGACUUCAGAGGAUUUUGCACUGCAGAUGGUCUCUCAUACGUGCCGCUCAUUGCGCCUUCAACCUCGGACAAGCGCAUUCAGCACCUGUCCAAGCUUGCCGAUUCCUUCAUCUACGUCGUCUCCAAGAUGGGAACAACGGGCGUGUCCAACACAGUCUCUGAGAGUCUUCCUUCCAUGCUGGAGCGUAUUCGCAGCAUCACCGAUGUUCCAUUGGCGGUCGGCUUUGGAGUAGCGACGAGAGAGCAUUUCGUGCAGGUUGGCGAGCACGCCGAUGGAGUCGUCAUUGGUUCCAGGCUGGUCGCUGUGCUCCGAGAUGCUCAGCCAGCUACGACGGAAGCGCGUGUAGCAGCAGCUCGUGCCUACUGCGAGGAGAUCACGGGCAAGGCAGAGGGAGGAAUCAAGCGACAAAAUGAAAGAAAGCCGAUCAAGAUUUCGGACGCGAUCAAUCAGCCUGACGGAGUCAAACCUCCAAAAGUGGACGCGGUUGUGGAUGGCGAUAGACCGCCGGUGCCAGGUUUAGACCCAACUGUCGAUCCCGUUUCUGGACAACUUCGGCCACCUCGGUUCGGCAAAUUCGGAGGACAAUACGUGCCGGAAGCUCUGUUCGAUGCUCACGCCGAAUUGGAAAAGGCGUACCUGGAUUGCAUCAACGAUCCAUCCUUCUGGAAAGAAUUUGAGAGUCACUACGAGUACAUUGGCAGACCUUCAGAGCUUUACCUUGCGGAGAGGAUGACCGAAGCUGCAGGAGGUGCGCGAAUCUGGCUCAAACGAGAAGAUCUCAACCACACGGGAAGUCACAAGAUCAACAAUGCGAUGGGGCAAAUUUUGGUAGCGAGAAGGUUGGGCAAGACGAGAAUCAUCGCCGAGACUGGGGCUGGGCAGCACGGCGUGGCUACAGCCACGGCCUGCGCCCGCUUCGGCAUGGAAUGCGUCGUAUACAUGGGAGCCGAAGACGUGAGGCGACAAAGUCUGAAUGCGUUUAGGAUGAAGAUGCUCGGUGCCAAGGUUGUGGCUGUGGAGAGCGGCAGCAAGACGUUGAAGGAUGCGAUCAAUGAAGCGAAUAGAGACUGGGUCACCAAUCUACACAACACGCAUUAUCUCGUCGGAUCAGCCAUUGGACCGCAUCCGUUCCCUAGCUUGGUCAGAGACUUCCAAUCCAUCAUCGGAAAAGAAGUCAAGCAGCAAUUGAAGGAGAAAAAAAACAAGUUGCCGGACGCUGUGAUCGCUUGCGUUGGAGGUGGAAGCAAUGCCAUCGGCAUUUUCCACCCUUUCAUCAACGACCCCACAGUCAGGCUCAUUGGAGUAGAGGCCGGCGGCGAUGGCAUCGAAACGAAUAGGCACUCGGCCACCUUGUCAAAGGGCACGCCGGGUGUGCUGCACGGUGUACGCACCUAUCUUCUUCAAGCUCCCGAUGGUCAAAUUACAGAGACGCACUCUAUUUCUGCCGGGCUCGAUUAUCCAGGUGUCGGACCUGAGCACGCCUGGUUGAAGGACUCUGGAAGGGCAGAAUACAUCGCUGCAACGGACGAAGAGGCACUUCAAGGUUUCAGAUUGCUGGCUCAGCUCGAGGGUAUUCUGCCCGCUCUCGAAACUUCUCAUGCGCUCAUCAAGGCUUUCGACCUGGCCAAAAGGUUUGGAAAGGACGACGAUAUCGUCGUUUCCCUCUCCGGCCGCGGUGACAAAGAUGUCGCCGAGCUCGCCAAUCUGCUGCAGACCGGAUGGAGCGAGAGGCUCAAUUGGAAGAUCGCCUAGACUUGACCGGAUGAGCAUUUUGUAGCUUCGACAGGAUAGAGCUCCAAAAUUUUAACAUGCGAGAGGCUGUUGCUAAGUAGGCAAGGGCAGGGUUGCAAUUCAUGAAGAGUGUCAUCGACGAUGCAU
Messenger RNA from Ceraceosorus guamensis, 2597 nucleotides. RefSeq names its product putative tryptophan synthase. The transcript is spliced from 7 exons. Gene Ontology annotation, molecular function: tryptophan synthase activity. Gene Ontology annotation, biological process: L-tryptophan biosynthetic process. Bases 306 to 2471 code for a protein of 721 amino acids. The record is from RefSeq and is a predicted model, not a curated record. Gene Ontology annotation, cellular component: cytoplasm. NCBI's taxonomy places the organism in Eukaryota, Fungi, Basidiomycota, Exobasidiomycetes, Ceraceosorales, Ceraceosoraceae.